AUGCUAAGGUCGGAACAAGGCAAGAAAGCCCUUUUGAUGCUACGGUCCGAACAAGAAAAGAGACGUGGAAAACAGUGCGGUUUCGGUCUUCUCAAGACAUUCGUUUUGAUUUUACGUAUCGAACGAGUUCGGCGACGUUCACCACAGUGCCAUCCAUGGACUCGCCCGCCCAGCUCCGGCUUUAUGGCCAUUAGUCAAACAGAGAGCUAUAAAUGGGCAUCCCCACGUACUACGUCCCAUCCAUCUUUAGGUGGAAAAAUACUUUCUAAUCAUAUUAGAAGGUAUUAUAGACAGAACUCUAUGGCGAUAAAAUGUAUGGUUUCUGUCAUAACUCUGGCCUCUGUAUUAUCAAUUAUAAUGGUAUCGGACAUCGUCAUUGCUGCACCCUAUUUCAACGUUAUUACAGUCGGUGACGAGACCGGGUGGACACGUGACUUUGACUACCAGGCGUGGGCAAAAGGCAAAAAAUUCCCUGUUGGAGACACGCUAGUGUUCAAUUACCCUAAGGGUUUUCACAACGUGAUGAUGGUAAACGGCUCGGCAUUCAAAAACUGCGUAAAAGAAUCAAAUUCGAGAACUUUAGAGAGCGGCCAGGACAAGAUAGUAUUGAAGGCCGCUGGGAAUAUGUGGUUCCUCUGCGGAGUGGGCGAGCAUUGCGAAAGCGCUCAGAAGCUCAAAAUAAAAGUUCUUGAAAGUAAAUUUCCCUUUCCGAUUCCUCUUCCACCUCCACCUAGUGAAAGUUCUUGGCCUUUUCCAAUUCCUUUUUCACCUCCACCUGCUGAAAGUAAAUGGCCUUUACCGAUUUUUUCACCUCCACCUGCUGAAAGUAAAUGGCCUUUACCGAUUUUUUCACCUCCACCUGGUAAAAGUAAAUGGCCUUUACCGAUUUUUUCACCUCCACCUGAAAAUAAAUUCCCCUUUCCGAUUCCUUUUUCACCUCCACCUGCUGAUAGUAAAUUGCCUUUUCCGUUUCCUUUUCCAUCUCCACCUGCUGAAAGUAAAUUGCCUUUUCCAAUUCCUCUUUCACCUCCACCUGCUGAAAGCAAAUGGCCUUUUCCUCUUCCGUCUCCACCUGCUGAAAGUAAAUGGUCUUUCCCGAUUCCUUUUCCACCUGCAUCAUCACCACCACGAAAAACAUUGUACUCUAAGUUUCCUUUUGGCCCAUUAACACCUGAACCAGCACCAUCACCAUCACCAUUCUCCAUCAAUUUUCCGUUUCCCGGUACUUCCCCUGCACCUGUAGCAGCACCAGCAGCAUAA
Messenger RNA from Cryptomeria japonica (Japanese cedar), 1260 nucleotides. Its product is annotated as uclacyanin 1-like. The record is from RefSeq and is a predicted model, not a curated record. Gene Ontology annotation, cellular component: plasma membrane. The transcript has 2 exons. Gene Ontology annotation, molecular function: electron transfer activity. Bases 1 to 1260 code for a protein of 419 amino acids. Lineage: Eukaryota; Viridiplantae; Streptophyta; Pinopsida; Cupressales; Cupressaceae.